GUCGGCUACAGUAGUUAACUGACGUCCAGAUCAACAAGCCACUAUUUUGGAAGCAGUUUGAUAAACACUCACUGUUCCUCAGUUGAUGUCAGUCAGCUAUCUGCGUUUCCAGAGACUUAUCAGCGAUAAACCAGCACAGAACUAACCAGCCACAUAGCCCUGAACCGAUAAGGUUAGAAGACUUCGUCCGUUGAACUUUUCAAGACAACUAGCUCGUGUUUUUGUAUCAAUUUUUACACCAACUGACGGCCAACGGUCGUUUUUUUUUUUGAUUGACCUAAUCUUUUACAUCAACCGAGCUAGCAGUUUUUAUCGUGUUAACGUUAGCUCAUUUUUGUUUCGACAAAAAGGCACUAUACUCGGUUUUAUUUGUAUAAGUCAAGCAAUCCGUUUUGUUUUGUCAACAAGCUAUUAUUUUUCAUCGAAGAACUACAAAACCAACGAUAUUAAUCACUUGAAAAAAAGGGCUAAAAGUGUUAGCGUUGACAAGGCACCUAACACUAAACCCUUGAACCGUUUAAACAGUCAUUAAAAAGAACCUGUCUUUUAACUGAAUGGUGCUGAUUUUAGUACAUUUAACUUGAACAUAACACCGUUUGGCUCUAGGAGUAACUGCCUUUUUUUUUAAAGAAAUAACUAGAACAGCCACCAGGGUGUAAAAAGGCGAGCAUUGGUAGAACCUGAGGCAAGUUGUGUACAUCCAAGGAAUCCCUCAUCGGAUUUUUACAUUAAUAUCAGUGUUAUUGUGGAAAAUGGCGGCGAUCGGAAUGGUGCAGAUGUUGAUCGAAGCAGCCGAGUAUCUUGAGCGCAGGGAACGAGAAGCUGAACACGGCUAUGCCUCCAUGCCACCAUUCAUCAGCAGCGGAGAGACGGAAAGCUUGAAAAGGAAAAGCAAAAGCAAGAAAAACACAAGUAGCAGGCAGUGGAAAGCACCAGCUCCUCCAUUAAAUGGAUGGAGAGUCCUCCCCCACCCUACACACCCUACACAAACACACUGGUCUACGCACAAUGAAAUGGAAAAGAACAGACGGGCAAAUCUACGGCUCUGUUUGGAGCGCUUGAAAUCCCUCGUUCCCUUAGGAAAGGAUGCCAACAGGCACACCACCCUCAGCCUGCUGAUGAAGGCCAGAGAACAUAUCAAGAGGUUGGAGGAGAGCGACAGGAGAGCGCAGCACACGAUGGAUCAGCUGCAGAGGGAGAGGAGGCACCUGAGGAGACGCCUCGAACAGCUGGGGGUGGAAAGGACCCGCAUGGACAGCACCGGCUCCACCCAGUCCGACAAGUCCGACUCUGACCAAGAGGACCUGGAUGUGGACGUGGAGGGGACGGACUACCUGCUGGGGGACCUGGAGUGGAGCACCAGCAGCGUGAGCGACUCGGGGGACGAGCGGGGGAGUCUGCGCAGCAGCUGCAGCGACGAGGGCUACUCCAGCGCCUGCCUGCUGCGCCUGCAGGACACUCAGGAGAUCGCCACGCAGCUGGCCUGCAGCCUAUAGGCGCCAAGCCCCGCCUCCUCCUCCCCCUCAGCCAAUCCCGUCCCAGGAUGCCUCACCACUCCCUAAAUGCGAUCUGAGACCCCCCCCAGCCCCCUUACUUUGACCUCCAUCCAACACCUUUUAGACACACCCACCCAUCAUCAGCGGUCAGUCAUUAAGGUGUCCCCCGCUCUGCUCUGCACCAAUCAAACGAGUGGGAUUUUAAAGACACUCCAACCCCCCCGUCACUCCGUCCAUCCGUCAGAAACACAACUUUCAGCCAGAGAAUGUUACUACACAAUGCCCCACUGCCUCUUUUCUAUGCCUCAAGAGACAUGGGAAGCACUUAUGAGAUUUCACAAAUACUAACACACACACACACACACACACACACACACACACACACACACACACACACACACACACACCCCUCCAUCGCUCCUGGUUGUCCCGUCCUCCCAAAGGUGUGACACUGACAUGAUGCAGGGCUUUUUUCUGCCCCGUCAUGGUACUUUUGCACUUACAGCAAAAACAUCUUUUUUCAAAUGCUGUCUCUUAAAAACUUGAAGGAGCCCCCCCGCCCCCCCCCCCCCCCCCCACCACUACAGUAAUGUUACAAGAUGAGCUGAGCGUUAUUAUUAUCUCUGGCCUACACUAAAGCUGCCUGUGUGAGGUGUGACUCGGGGCUGCCAGCAAUACGCCGCUUAGCACGCACCCAGGCAUCGGCAGGCUCCUAACUUUAUGAUUUUCUGUCCACACCUGCCAGUUUAGAGAGUACAAAAACGUAAAAAAAAAACUUUGUGCGGCAUGAGAUUGUGAAAGGGAGGGUUUAUGGGAUGGGUUUUUAAUGUUGUUCUCCCUCUCUCUGAUGACUGUUGCGUUUUCACAGCAUCCUUUUAUCGUAAUGUGUGUUUGUCACGUUUUGAGGGGGGUCACUAGCCGGUUUGGAAACUUUUUUAAAACGCCAGCCACCGGGGCCCGAUGCAGGUUACAUGUUGGCAGGUGCUGGCACAUUUUAGUACACGACUUCCUCUUGUUCUUCACUGCCCCGUUCAGCAGGUGUUAACAGGAAGAUCUACUGAGAGAACAUUCCAUGUGUAGAGAGGACAGACAGGCAGGUGAGAUUAUUUUCACGAGUGGAUGUUCCUGCCAUUUAUUUAUGAAGGAGCCCAGAUUGUCUCUCCUUCGCCUUGCCUUCAUAGCUAUUUAUUGUUUCUGCAAAAAAAAAAUGUUAAUGUAAAUAGUUUACAGAAAUAUCUCUAUGUCUAUCAACAAAUGUAUUUAUUAGAUAUACUAAAUAUAUAGAUGAAUAUAUAGAAAUAUAUUUAAUUAGUCAUUCUACUUGUGAGAGUUUCCGAUGUGUAGUGUUGUUUGCACAGCCUAGUCAAUCCUUAGAGUAUUUAGAAUCGUCUCUUGUGCCUCGAGGCUUUUGUUCACAAUUCGGCACGGUGCUCAUAGGAAAUGAAAUGUUUUUCUUUGUGAUUGGUCAUAAUUUUUUCGCUGUUUUCAAAAAGCCAACUCCCUUUUUAAACGGGGGGAGUAUAAAAUGACAAAAAAACUUGAAUAAUUUAUUAAAAAAUGGACUUUUAAAAAAAAGUAUAAAAGAGAGAUGAGCUGGUGGCCAGGGUGAGCGUGGAGAUGAUUCUUCUGGCAAGAGCUGCGCUAUCUCCGUGCAGAGGAACCCAAAAACGAAAACGGCCGCCUCGUGAGAAUGUAGCGCCUUUUUUGUUCGGUUCAAAAAUCAUCACGGGCAGCAAAGGGGAGGGUCUUCUGAAUGUAAAUGUCCUCUAACCCUGCAGUGUAGCAGCCCGACGCCAAAGGAACCUCCAUCCCACAUCCACCCACCGCUCACAAGUCUCAUUGAAAGCAUGAAUCCGAAAAAUAGAUUUAGGAUUGUUUAGUGUGGAAUGCUGCUUAUUUUAAUAUUUGUUUUGUUGUCAAAUUGGAAACCUUUUCAAACGGAGAGGAGCUAUGUAGCCGCGUUACGAGGAGAGCUAAAGGGGAGACGUAACGGGGCAUAAAGUGUGAGUGAGUGGGCAGUUGUGUUCACUGAAAUGCCAUCUGUCAGUGUGUGUAUGUGUAAACAGUAUGUGUGAGUGUGUGUGUGUGUGUGUGUGUGUCGUCGCUGUCUUCAGAGAGACGUUUUUAGGGGUGGUAGAGGGUGGGUGGUUUUAAAAUUAUAUUGUUAGGCUUCGUCUCUGUUUGCUAGUCAAAUGCAAAAAAAAGUCCACUUCAUGUAUUUACCUAAAGCAUUAAUGUCUGUUGAAGGGAGUCUCCUGUUUCCUCCUUUUUCCAUCCAUCUCCUGUUGUGUGUCUUCCGCCAAUCUGUGUGUGUGUGUGUGUGUGUGUGUGUGUGUGUGAGAAAGUGUGUGUGUGUGUGUGUGUGUGUGAAAUGCUUGAUUUUAUGACGAACCCUUUUAACAUUUAACCAGUUGCAGUUUGGCGAUAUCAACAAUUCCUUUUCCAAAAUCAAACAUAUCCAAAAUGUAAUUCUGUCUGUAAAAAAUAACUGCAUUUCAUUGAUUGCUAUUUAAUUCGUUUUUCUAGCUUUCACCAUUGACUUAUAUUCAAACUCAAUGACAGAUGUAUCUAUUAUUCAUCUUUGACGUGUUAUAAUUCAACAUAUCUAUGAUGUUAUUUUGGCUAGUUGCAAUUGUAAUAAGGAUAUCUGCAACCCAAUUCUCACAAGUGGAGAUGUUGUAGAUAUCUUAAUUUAUUCUUAAUUUAUAAAUAUCUCAUGUUCUGACUAGUCCAAAUGUACUCAAUUUAGAUAUCUAGAAAUAUAUAUUUCAGAUAUAAUACAAUUCUUACUAGUAAAGUAAUUAUAUAUUUGUAAGAUUACACACCUAAAAUACAAAAUGUAACAACUCAUUUGUUACUAUUCAGAAUUUAAUUAAAUACAAAAUAAAUAUUCAAAAUGCUGUUGAAUAUAUCUGAAAAUUAACUAUUUAUUUUUCAACAUGGGGAAAUUCAAUUGUAGAUAUCUUAUCAAUUACUACGUGUGAAAAUGUACUUGAAAUCUGUGUCAAAAUCUCUUUAAUUUAAAAUUCAAACUAUUAGUAACUAAAUCACUGCUAGCCAGCUCUACUGUUUACAUUUGAAAGGGUAUGCCACACAAGAACAUGUAACUCCCCCCCCUCACCCUUCCUCCCCCUCUUAAAGACCCGGUGCUCUCAGCCUCAGGACGCAGGCGUGGAGUCUUUAAAGAACAACACUUUAAGAUGUGUACUAAGCAUCAGGAGAAACUCGUGUUCAUGUGUAUAUUUGAGAUUGUUUGUUGUUGCACAUUUAAUGUCCCUGCAUACAAAGUGGCUGAUAAUGCCUUAAAACACGACAGAAGUAUAUAUGAUAUGUAUGACUGUAUAUGAUAUAUUUAUAUCGACGUGUAUCACAAGGGUCAUUCCUUUCAUUGUCUCAGGCGUGGUGCUUUCAUGCAACACACACACACACCGUGUCAUAGCUCCAUGGACAUCGUUGCCGCCUUUCUCAAAGGUCAAAUGUCUGUUUGUUGAACAAUAAGGAGGGCGUUUUGUGCACCUACUUUUUAAGAAUUGGAUCAUUUGGACACUGUCUUCUAAAGAAAACACUUACAAUGUUGGGGAAAAUAACCUUUUAAAGUGAGUUGUGGAGCAUCAAUUUGUAUUUGCCAUUGAUAUUAAAGGAAUAAAACAUUGGAAACCCUUGUUUACCUACCUAA
Messenger RNA from Gymnodraco acuticeps, 5172 nucleotides. RefSeq names its product MAX dimerization protein 1 (gene mxd1). The transcript is spliced from 7 exons. Gene Ontology annotation, molecular function: protein dimerization activity; DNA-binding transcription factor activity, RNA polymerase II-specific; RNA polymerase II cis-regulatory region sequence-specific DNA binding. Gene Ontology annotation, biological process: regulation of transcription by RNA polymerase II. The record is from RefSeq and is a predicted model, not a curated record. The coding region runs from base 753 to 1496 and encodes 247 amino acids. NCBI's taxonomy places the organism in Eukaryota, Metazoa, Chordata, Actinopteri, Perciformes, Bathydraconidae.